Chelmon rostratus (copperband butterflyfish) is the source of this 1248-nucleotide messenger RNA. It is a transcript of the gene daw1, whose product is annotated as dynein assembly factor with WDR repeat domains 1. NCBI's taxonomy places the organism in Eukaryota, Metazoa, Chordata, Actinopteri, Chaetodontiformes, Chaetodontidae. The transcript is spliced from 13 exons. Gene Ontology annotation, molecular function: protein binding. Bases 1 to 1248 code for a protein of 415 amino acids. The record is from RefSeq and is a predicted model, not a curated record.
AUGAAACUCAAACGGUUCCUCGUCAGAUAUUUUCCACCAGGUAUAAUCUUGGAAUAUGACAAAGGAGGAGAUUUGUGGACCAAAUCAGUCGACAUUUUGGAUUUGACUACAGAGACUAACCCAGAUGAGUUGCUGGCAGAGAUCAGGUGGUUAGAGCCUCUGAUCACAGAGUCCCAGGCUGAUCAGGUCAAGCAGCUGAUCAUUCGACUUCAGCAGAAACAGGGCCAGCAGGACAAUCGCAGGUUCUGUUGCAUCCAGGAGCUUAAGGUACACAUCCUGCCACUGACAAAUGUUGCCUUUGACAAAUCAGGAUCAAGGUUUAUAACGGGGAGCUACGACAGGACAUGCAGAGUUUGGGACACAGCCUCAGGCACAGAGCUGCACAGGCUGGAGGGUCACACAAACGUGGUGUUUGCUAUCGCCUUCAACAACCCCUAUGGAGACAAGGUUGCCACCGGCUCUUUUGAUAAGACCUGCAAAAUGUGGUGCGCUGAGACGGGCAAGUGUUUUCAUACCUUUCGUGGACACAUGGCAGAAAUAAUGUGCCUGGCGUUCAACCCCCAGAGUACACUGGUGGCCACAGGCAGCAUGGAUGCCACUGCCAAGCUGUGGGAUGUGGAGACUGGGGAGGAGGUAGCCACUCUGACUGGUCACACUGCAGAGAUCCUCUCUCUGUCCUUUAACACAGUGGGAAGUCAGCUCAUUACUGGCUCCUUUGACCACACCGUUGCUAUAUGGGACGUUCCUUCAGGAAGAUGUGUCCACACUCUGAUUGGUCACAGGGGAGGAAUCAGCAAUGCUCAGUUUAACUGGGAUUGCUCCCUCAUAGUCACAGGCUCCAUAGACGAAACCUGCAAGUUGUGGGAGGCAGCCAGUGGGAAGUGUGUGGCCACCCUAGACGGACACAAGAAAGAGGUGCUGGAUGUGUGCUUUGAUUUAAGUGGUCAGCUCAUUGCUACUGCCUCUGCUGAUGGUACGGCGCGAGUGUUCAGUGCAACCACACAUCAGUGUCUCGUGACCCUUGAGGGCCAUAUCGGGGAGAUCACUGAUAUCUGUUUCAGCCCCCAGGGGAAGAGGGUCCUCACCGCCAGUUCAGACAGGACAGCCCGUCUGUGGGAUGUUCAGUCUGGAGUCUGCCUACAAGUUCUGGAGGGGCACACCGAAGAGAUCUUCUCCUGCAUCUUCAACUAUGAGGGUGACACUAUCAUUACAGGCAGCAAGGAUAACACAUGCAGGAUCUGGUCCUGA